This is a messenger RNA of Mangifera indica (mango), 6218 nucleotides long. Its product is annotated as callose synthase 9. Gene Ontology annotation, cellular component: plasma membrane; 1,3-beta-D-glucan synthase complex. The coding region runs from base 312 to 6005 and encodes 1897 amino acids. The record is from RefSeq and is a predicted model, not a curated record. NCBI's taxonomy places the organism in Eukaryota, Viridiplantae, Streptophyta, Magnoliopsida, Sapindales, Anacardiaceae. Gene Ontology annotation, molecular function: 1,3-beta-D-glucan synthase activity. The transcript is spliced from 52 exons. Gene Ontology annotation, biological process: (1->3)-beta-D-glucan biosynthetic process.
AAUACAAAAUCGCAGCAUGGGCGAUAAAGUCACCGGCUUGUCCCGUGGACAUUAUUUCCAGCGUCAUACCAAUCAAAUCUUAACAUCCCCGAGUACGACCCGCUGUAACCCGUAUUCCCGGUUUCAUCUUCCUUGACUAGAUUCCUGCAACUUUUUCUUCAUCUUUUCGCUUUCCUCUCUGCUUUUCCAAUUUUUGAAACAAAAACACUCUCAAAUCCAAACGAAGCGAGCCACUUUUCUUCAUGACCGUGUCCACUCGUUUUCAACUCAGCCUCUGAAUUCGGCUCUUUGCGUUGGCGUAACUUAACGAGAUGUCUCGAGUAGAGGAUCGAUGGGAGCGUUUAGUACGGGCGGCAUUGAUGCGAGAAAGAACUGGGAUAGAUUCCCUUCGUUGGCCAGCUGGUGGCAUUGCUGGGAACGUUCCUUCUUCACUUGCAAACAAUAGGGAUAUAGAUGCAAUUUUAAGAGCUGCAGAUGAAAUCCAAGAUGAUGAUGCCAAUAUUUCUAGAAUUUUGUGUGAACAUGCUUAUUCACUUGCCCAAAAUCUGGAUCCGAACAGUGAAGGAAGAGGUGUUUUGCAAUUCAAGACUGGUUUAAAUUCUGUCAUCAAGCAAAAGCUGGCAAAAAAAGAUGGAGGAACCAUAGAUAGAAGCCAGGAUUUUGCUCGUUUAGCGGAGUUCUACAAGCUAUAUAGAGAAAAGAACAAUGUAGACCAGCUAUGUCGAGAAGAAAUGGAGCUGAGAGAGUCAGGAGCUUUCACUGGAAAUCUUGGCGAGUUGGAGCGGAAAACAGUGAAGAGGAAAAGAGUGUUUGCAACUCUCAAAGUUUUAGGGAUGGUUCUAGGGCAGCUGACUCAGGAAAUUCCUGCAGAGGUUAAACAAAUGAUGGAAUCUGAUGCAGCAAUGACUAAAGAUCUAAUUGCUUAUAACAUAAUCCCUCUGGAUGCUCCUACUGGGGCAAAUGCCAUCUUGUCUUUCGCUGAGGUUCGAGCUGCAGUCUCAGCUUUGAAAUACUUCACAGGAUUGCCCAGAUUGCCUGAAGAAUUUAGCAUUCCUCCUACAAGGAAUCCUGAUAUGCUUGAUUUUCUUCACUAUGUUUUUGGAUUUCAGAAAGACAAUGUUGCCAACCAGCGUGAACAUGUAGUUCUCCUUCUUUCAAAUGGGCAAUCACAACUUAGUAUUCCUGAUGAAACUGAACCAAAAUUGGAUGAGGAUGCUGUGCGGGAGGUUUUCCUGAAGUCUCUUGACAAUUACAUUAAAUGGUGUAGCUACUUGUGCAUUCAACCUGUUUGGAUCAGUUUGGAUGCCGUUAGCAAGGAAGAGAAGAUACUUUUUGUUUCUUUGUACUUCUUAAUAUGGGGAGAAGCUGCCAACAUUAGAUUUCUUCCGGAAUGUUUGUGCUACAUAUUUCAUCAUAUGGCAAGGGAAAUGAAUGAAAUUUUAAAGCAGCAGAUUGCACAGCCAGCUAAUAGUUGCAGUAAGGGAGGUGAAGGUGUUUCUUUCCUUGCUCAUGUUAUCACUCCUCUGUAUGAGGUGGUUGCUGCGGAAGCUGCAAAUAAUGAUAAUGGCCGAGCUCCUCAUUCUGCCUGGAGAAAUUAUGAUGACUUCAAUGAGUAUUUUUGGUCACUUCAUUGUUUUGAACUUGGUUGGCCAUGGCACGAAACUUCUUUUUUUCAACGACCAAAACCAAAGAAGAAUAUGCUAAACUCUGGAGGAGGUGGACGCCGGGGGAAAACUUCGUUUGUGGAGCAUCGAUCAUUUCUUCAUCUUUAUCAUAGUUUCCAUCGUCUGUGGAUAUUUCUGAUUAUGAUGUUUCAGGGACUAACUAUCAUUGCUUUUAAUGGAAAUCUUAAAUCAAAGACCAUACGCCAACUUUUGAGUCUUGGUCCUACUUAUGUUGUGAUGAAGUUCUUUGAGAGUGUGUUGGAUGUUAUCAUGAUGUUUGGUGCCUAUUCAACAACACGGCGCUUAGCUGUUUCUCGAAUUUUUCUGCGAUUCAUUUGGUUUGGUGCUGCUUCGGUUUUCAUAACUUUCCUUUAUCUGAAAGGCAUGCAGGAGUACAAACCAAAUGCAACAUCCAUUAUUUUCAGAUUGUACGUGAUAGUUAUAAUCAUCUAUGCUGGGUUCCAGUUUUUUAUUAGUUUCCUCAUGCGGUUUCCAGCCUGCCAUCAGCUGACUAACCAAUGUGAUCGCUGGCCUUUAAUUCGCUUUGUCAACUGGAUGCGCCAGGAACGAUACUAUGUUGGACGUGGGAUGUAUGAGAGAACUACUGACUUCACUAAGUAUAUGAUCUUUUGGCUUAUUGUUUUGAGCGCUAAGUUUUCAUUUGCCUAUUUUCUCCUGAUUAAGCCUCUGGCAGAGCCAACGAAGUUUAUAGUAGAUAUGGGUGUUAUUGAAUAUUCGUGGCAUGACUUUGUAUCUAAAAAUAACCAUAAUGCUUUGGCAAUUGCUAGUUUAUGGUCUCCAGUAAUUUGUAUCUAUUUGUUAGAUCUCCAUAUCUUUUACACCCUUAUAUCUGCUGUUUGGGGAUUCUUGCUUGGUGCCAGAGAUCGUCUUGGGGAGAUCCGAUCUUUAGAAGCUGUUCAUGGGCUUUUUGAUCAGUUUCCCGGGGCCUUUAUGGACAAACUUCAUGUUCCUCUUCCGGAUAGGAGUUCCCAUCAAUCACCUGGCCAGGUUGAAGAGAAGAAAAAGGUUGAUGCUGCUCGAUUCUCUCCCUAUUGGAAUGAAAUUAUUAAAAAUCUCAGGGAAGAAGAUUAUAUAACUUUCCAGGAAAUGGAGUUGCUUCUGAUGCCAAAAAAUUCAGGGAGUCUGCCACUGGUCCAGUGGCCUCUUUUUCUUCUUGCUAGCAAGAUAUUCUUGGCUAAAGAUAUUGCUGUAGAGAAUAGAUAUUCACAGGAAGAGCUCUGGGAAAGGAUUUCAAGAGAUGAUCAUAUGAAGUUUGCAGUUGAGGAAUACUACUACACCCUUAAACUUAUCCUGACAGAAAUAUUGGAUGGUGAAGGAAGGAUGUGGGUUGAAAGGAUAUAUGAGGAUAUUCAAAAGAGCAUAGGUAGGGGGAGUAUCCAUGUUGAUUUUCAGCUAAGUAAGCUGCCACUUGUGAUUUCAAGAGUAACUUUACUCAUGGGUCUUCUGGAAAAGGGGCAAACGGAGGAGCUGGAGAAAGUUGCUAUUAAAACUGUUCUAGAUCUCUAUGAUGUUGUGAUGCAUGAUGUCCUUCAUGUCGAUAUGAGAGAAAACUAUGGCCAGUGGAGUGUACUGAUAAAAGCAAGGCAAGAUAGUCGUUUGUUUUCAAAGUUGAAUUGGCCCAAAGAUGCUGAGCUGAAGGAACAAGUCAACAGAUUGCACUUGCUGUUAACUAUCCAAGAUUCCGCUUCAAAUAUACCAAAAAAUCUUGAGGCCAGGCGUAGGCUGGAAUUUUUCACAAAUUCCCUUUUCAUGGAGAUGCCUACAACAAAGCCUGUCCGUGAGAUGUUGUCUUUCAGUGUGUUCACCCCAUAUUAUUCUGAGACUGUGCUUUAUAGCAUGGCUGAACUUUUGAAGAAAAAUGAGGAUGGAAUAUCAAUUUUGUUUUACCUCCAGAAAAUAUAUCCAGAUGAGUGGAAGAACUUUCUUGCUCGGAUUGGCCGUGAUGAGAAUUCUGUAGACACUGAACUUUUAAAGAGUCCUAACGAUAUGCUUGAACUACGCUUUUGGGCCUCUUAUCGCGGACAAACAUUAGCCAGAACAGUUCGGGGUAUGAUGUAUUAUAGAAAAGCUCUUAUGCUUCAAAGCUAUUUGGAAAGAAUAGCUUCUGGAGAUACGGAAGCUGCAGUUUCUAGGAGGGAAGCGACUGAUACUCAAGGGUUUGAGUUAUCACCCGAAGCAAGGGCUCAAGCAGAUUUAAAGUUUACAUAUGUUGUUACAUGUCAAAUUUAUGGAAAACAGAAAGAGGAAGGGAAGCCUCAGGCUGAUGAUAUUGCUCGGCUGAUGCAAAAAAAUGAAGCCCUUCGUGUUGCUUUCAUUGAUGAAGUUGAAACAUUAAAGGCUGGUAAAGUACACAGAGAAUACUACUCAAAGCUUGUGAAGGCUGAUCUCAAUGGGAAAGAUAAGGAAAUCUACUCAAUAAAGCUGCCUGGAAACCCAAAGCUUGGUGAAGGAAAACCAGAGAAUCAAAACCAUGCAAUUAUAUUUACUCGAGGAAAUGCAAUUCAAACAAUUGACAUGAAUCAGGACAAUUACUUUGAGGAAGCCUUGAAGAUGAGAAAUCUUCUUGAAGAAUUCCACUGUGAUCAUGGCAUUCGUCCUCCAACCAUUCUUGGUGUUAGGGAGCAUGUUUUCACGGGAAGUGUCUCUUCUUUAGCAUCUUUCAUGUCUAACCAAGAGACCAGUUUUGUAACUCUAGGACAACGUGUUCUUGCAAAUCCUUUAAAGUGUCGUAUGCAUUAUGGUCAUCCAGAUGUUUUUGAUAGAGUUUUUCAUAUAACACGGGGUGGUAUCAGCAAGGCAUCACGUGUUAUCAAUAUUAGUGAAGAUAUAUAUGCAGGGUUUAAUUCAACUUUACGGCAAGGAAAUGUUACUCAUCAUGAGUAUAUUCAGGUUGGUAAAGGGCGAGAUGUUGGUCUCAAUCAGAUUGCUCUAUUUGAAGGGAAGGUUGCUGGUGGUAAUGGUGAACAGGUUCUUAGUCGGGAUGUUUACAGGCUUGGACAGCUGUUUGAUUUCUUUCGGAUGCUGUCAUUUUACUUUACCACUGUUGGAUUCUAUUUUUGUACAAUGUUAACGGUGCUGACAGUAUACGUUUUUCUCUACGGAAAGGCCUAUUUGGCGUUGUCUGGAGUCGGUGAAAUCCUCCAAGAGAGAGCUCGGAUAACAAAGAACAGUGCUCUGACUACUGCUCUGAAUACACAGUUUCUCUUUCAGAUUGGUGUUUUCACUGCUGUGCCAAUGGUUUUGGGCUUCAUAUUAGAACAGGGUUUCUUGAGGGCUGUUGUCAGUUUUAUUACAAUGCAGCUUCAGCUUUGUUCUGUCUUUUUCACAUUCUCUCUUGGUACCAGAACACAUUACUUUGGUCGGACUAUACUUCAUGGUGGUGCAAGAUAUCAAGCUACUGGUAGGGGUUUUGUGGUCCGCCAUAUUAAAUUUUCAGAGAAUUACAGGCUUUACUCCCGCAGUCACUUUGUUAAAGGGAUAGAAGUUAUGCUACUGUUGGUGGUAUAUCUUGCAUAUGGGUAUGGCGAGGGUGGUGCCUUAUCGUAUAUUCUUGUUUCAAUCAGCAGUUGGUUUAUGGCUCUUUCUUGGCUUUAUACUCCCUAUUUGUUCAACCCAUCAGGAUUUGAGUGGCAAAAAAUAGUGGAGGACUUUAGAGAUUGGACAAAUUGGCUUCUUUACAGAGGUGGAAUAGGAGUUAAGGGAGAAGAAAGCUGGGAAGCUUGGUGGGAAGAGGAACUGGCACACCUUCGAACUUUGAGGGGGAGGAUAUUGGAGACUAUUUUGAGUUUGAGAUUUUUCAUCUUUCAGUAUGGUAUUGUCUACAAGUUAGAUGUUGAGCGUCAUAGCACAUCAUUGGCGGUCUAUGGUCUUUCAUGGGUUGUGCUUGCCAUGCUAAUACUUCUUUUCAAGGUUUUUACCUUUAGCCAAAAGAUAUCAGUCAAUUUCCAGCUCUUGUUGCGCUUUAUCCAAGGUGUCUCCUUGUUGUUGGCUCUGGCUGGUUUGGCCAUUGCUAUUGCUUUUACGGAUUUGUCGGUCACAGAUGUACUUGCUAGUAUUUUAGCAUUUGUACCCACUGGCUGGGGAAUUCUUUGUAUUGCUGCUGCUUGGAAGCCUUUGAUGAAGAAGCUUGGACUCUGGAAAUCCAUCCGUUCCAUUGCCCGACUCUAUGAUGCAGGGAUGGGGAUGAUUAUUUUCAUCCCUGUUGCAUUCUUCUCGUGGUUCCCAUUUGUAUCAACAUUCCAAACUCGACUCAUGUUCAACCAAGCUUUCAGCCGAGGUCUCGAAAUCUCCCUCAUCCUUGCCCCCAACACAGGGAUAUGAUCUCAAUCAGACAAUUAGGAGGUUUAUAUUGUAAACCAGAGUUGCUCCAUGUUUGACUAAUUUGUUGAAGAGGUAGCAUUAGUGUGAACCAACUGAGAAUUCACUUCCUACCAGGAUUUAUUAUCAGCUGAGCUGUCUUUCUAAAUAUCUAUUGUAGUAUUGAUUGUAUAAUUACUUAAUUAGUCAUUUUAUUAAAAAUUGAAUUAAUUACAA